UUCACAUAGGACUUGCUCAGUAUGCAGCUAGGAUAUUGAAACUAGUCAUGCACUCGGACUUCAAAAAGUGAAAACUUGUCUCUAGAAGGUAUUGAUUUGUCACAAGGGGCCAGUGCAGUGAAAAAGCGGACUGGAGUACAAAGGACCUCACGAUAGUAUAAAAAGACCCCCGCAAAUUGCAGGUCAGUUUGCUCAGUGAACCGAACCCACCGUACUUGUCUCCGUUUGAAACAAACCGUGAGAAGAGGUACUGUGGCCUGUGAAACUACGCUAAACUUGUAAAAAUAGCUUCCUCGUGGUGGAAUACCGUUAGCUUGUGGAUACCAGUGAUAGAAAUGGCUUCGAUCCUGCCAGCAGCCCUCGGUGGAGGUGAUAGUGACCGUGUCUUGAAAUCGAUGGAUGCCAACCGGUAUGCCACCAAGAAGACGAUUGCCCAGGGCAUGCUGGACAUCGCUCUGCUGACGGCCAACGCCUCCCAGCUGAAGUAUAUCCUGCAAGUAGGCGAGAAGCACGAGUUCUACACCUUGAUGCUCACUCUGAUCAGUAUCUCCAUCAUCCUGCAGGUUUCGGCCGCACUGCUGGCCGUCAUACUAACACUGGUUAACUUUCACAAAGGCGAACUGCAGCAGCGGGUAGCUAACAUUUUAAAUCACUUUUCGCUGGGAUUCGUGGUGAUAGCAUUGUUCUGCGAUAUAAUCAAAAUGAACUUCGGUCUAGAUCCGGCCGUUCCAUAUAUUCACAACUAAGUAAAAAAGAUACACACUUUCUCGUUAUAAAACGUAGAUCGCCCAAGGUGUAGCCUGUAUCGUGCUCGCCAAUUUCGACAUCAAUAAAGAGGUCAACCACAAAAUAGCGAACCUGGUCCAGAACGUCUCGCUCGGAUUUAACCUGUCCACGGUUGUGGUCAACAUAAUGAUCAACGCACUAGAGGUGAAACAAAUGAAUGAUCAGGGCUCCGGAUUGAGCAUCAAGGAGGAGUAACAGGUUUCAGAGUGCCGAUGCUGUGAUGGCGGUGUUCGUACUGUCUUUUUUUUUUGUGAAUUGUAAACUAAUGAUCUCAAGUUUUAAUUAUUGAGUGCUAGAAGCCAAAUACGAAAAACCCGAAUGUUAUAAUUUAAGUAAGAAUUGAAACUCAACUUUUGGUGUGAAAUAUCUCUUUAACGAAUGGUGCAAGAUACAGAAUAAA
Molecule: messenger RNA, 1186 nt
Organism: Wyeomyia smithii (pitcher-plant mosquito)
Lineage: Eukaryota; Metazoa; Arthropoda; Insecta; Diptera; Culicidae
Product: ninjurin-2
Exons: 3
Coding region: 336-746 (136 amino acids)
Biological process (GO): tissue regeneration; cell adhesion
Cellular component (GO): membrane
Source: RefSeq, a predicted model, not a curated record